UAACGCUACACUUGUUUUAUCAUGGAGGGAGAUCUUGAAGCUCUGUUCGACUUGUAUCCCACCGAUGCCAUGAAGCACAUUUUUGAAAAUGCAUGGACGGAAGAGGGUCUUCUACUUGAAGAAAACAAUAUUUCCUCCGACACAGAUCGCGAUAUCCAAGAUCUUUUCGACGGUGAAACAAGGAACGAAGUAAAUUAUUUAUCUUCUGAAUCUGAGACCGAAAGCUUGGAUUCUUCAGAUAUCACAAAAAUAAGCGACGAACAAAUUCAGAAUCUCCGCGUGCAAGAUCUCAACAAGCUUCUUCGGGACCUCCCGCGGGACGAGGCAGCAAAAAUAAAGAAGCGAAGACGUAACUUGAAAAAUCGAAACUAUGCUUUGAAUUGUCGCAUUCGCAAACAGCAAAGAUACGAAGAUCUGCUUAACGAGAACACCUCGUUGAAAAAGCAACUGGAGAAUGAGAGAAGGCAGCUGAGAAACGUCUGGAAAGAGAAAGAGGCGUACAAGAAAAAAUGUCAGCAUUUGCAGAGGGAGGCCUUUUGAGCUAUUGGCAUGAUACUAAAGGAUGACAGUGUAUGUGUCCAUAAGUGAUAGGCUAUUCUAUUACAUCGUUAUGACUUAAAAUAUUCAGCGUACAAAUAUUAUCAUGAUACAUUGAUAGACUGUAAUCUAGCAAGCACUUUUAUUGAGCAUAUGUAUUCGGCUGUGUUUCAAAUAAUUCCAGCGAGUACCACCCUUGAAGUCAAGUUUAGUACAAUCCGAAAUAGGCUUAACUCUAAAUAUUUCCAAAAAUAGCUCAAAUGAAGCAAGGCUGUCAAUAAGGUGUAGUGAUGUCUGAAAAGU
Stylophora pistillata is the source of this 840-nucleotide messenger RNA. RefSeq names its product transcription factor MafB. Gene Ontology annotation, cellular component: nucleus. The record is from RefSeq and is a predicted model, not a curated record. Gene Ontology annotation, molecular function: DNA-binding transcription factor activity, RNA polymerase II-specific; RNA polymerase II cis-regulatory region sequence-specific DNA binding. Gene Ontology annotation, biological process: regulation of transcription by RNA polymerase II. Lineage: Eukaryota; Metazoa; Cnidaria; Anthozoa; Scleractinia; Pocilloporidae.